GGUGGCCUGCUUCCAACCUAAAUACUGCCUCUUAAAAACAGAUAUUUUCAGUCUUCCAUGGCCCUAUCUGGAUUUAGUGAUUUUGAUGAAUUGUCAUCUUGUGAGACACUUUUGUAUCACAAUGGCCUAUCAGCGAUCAGUUUUACCCAUGUUUUUGAUAGGAAGAAAAUUGAUUCUUGCUUUCAGUCACUACAUACUUCAGACGUUCCAAGCAGCAAAACAUGCUCACCAGUUAUUAUAGACGGCGAAAAAAGUGUUUCGUCAAAUUCUAGACUUGUCCUCCCACACAGCAAGCCAAGUUUUCAUCUUAAUCAUGAGGACCGACCAAUGUUAGCGGGUCCAUCGUUUUCUGAAAAUAAGACGGUAAAUUUUAAUCUUCCUUCUCUUCCUAUAAAUGUUACUGCUUUAUCCAGUACCUUUCCACAAUCUAUAUCGGCUGUACAACAACUGUGCUCUGUAAAGGGUACUACGAGUAAAAAGCGUCGUCUUUUUGGGGAACAAGAUAGGAUUUCUGCCUUAAUGUCAUUAAAUGAAUUCGAGGACGAUUAUAAAUCAGAAGCUCAUCGAAUUUCAAGUAAAACUCGACUAAGUCAACUGACAUAUUCUCGUGCUUCAAGUGAUAGUAAAUUGUAUCCGGAGACUGUGGAUUCUGUUUUACCCUUAAUCAAACCAGUUAGCAUAGUCAUCACAGAUUGUUUCCUUGAAUCAGAAGAAGAUGAUAUUGUUGAUUCCGGGCAAUUAGUGAAGAAGCGUCGAAAAAAUAGUGUUGUUUUAGAUGAAGAGAAGAAUGUUUCGAGAGAUAAUAGCGAGACGUUGGAGCCACCGGUAUCCUCUCUCCAAGGAUUAUCACCGAUCCCUUACCGUUGUGAAGAUGAUGUUGCGAUUCCAGGCGGUGUGUGUUCUUCUUUGGUUUGGAAUAAUGAUCUUCAGAAUUCUUCAAGAAGUUUAUCAAAUUUGCCUAUCAUACCUAAAGGUCGUCCGAGUGUGACAUUCGCACCAAUCGUAGUAUAUUUUGAUAGUCCAGAUAAUUCUCAACCCAGAGUAUCUGUUGGUCCGAUUGCUCAUGAGGAAAGUGAUCUUGGUCAUUUUGAUUGCGAACUGUCGGAAAAGCUAAUUCAUCAAGAAGGUUCCUUGACUCAGAGUGAAAAUAAAGAGAAUAUUGGAUCCUUUUUUGAAUCGACUGCGUUAUCUAGCACUCAAGACUCGAAGUAUCCAUCUCCAUCCACUUCCUCGUUAUCGUUAUCAAGAAUUAAACUUCCAUGGUGUACUCCAUACGAUUGCCAGUUUUUACCAUUCAAAUCAAAACGACCUCCUACUAAAAGUUUUAUACAAAGUGAUGGCCAUUUAAGACGUAGUAAACGACUACGUGUACCAGCUACACAUGAUAGGAAUAAAGUAGUUGUUUAUGAACCCGAUAAAGAUGAAUAUGGUUUAGUUUAUCAAAAACCAAUUGGAUUAGCUAUAUUACCUGACCCAGAUGAAAUUAACAGACGUCAAAAAUUUCUCAAUCGUUUAAAACGUUGUCAAAAUAAUCGUACUCAGUUUUUAAGAAAUGAAAAAAUCAAUCGAGCAAAACGCCUUCAAAAACUGGCCAAACGUUACAGAUCACUGAAAGGUGCACAGAAACCUGAAACAGAUCCAUGUAUGCGAAUUCAAUUGGAUCCAGAUGUUGAAUGGAUAUCACAUACAGAAACACAGUUGCCUAUCGGGAUCAAUGAUGCAUCUCCUUUCCAACAGGUGAUAUAUCCAGAAAAUGCACAAUUUCCUCCAUUCAAAUUUUCUACUAUGGAAUACUCGAGUUACGUAGUUCCAGCUUUAUCUGGUGCUUUUCCAAGUAGAACUAAGACUCGUAUACCUUGUUUUGAAAUGAAUGCAAAUCUUACGAGGAUUGUCAGUAAGGAACAAGAAAGACGUCAACUUCAUUAUGAUCCGAACGCUAUAAAUGUAUUUAAAAUGAUGUCAAGUCCUCCUGUUCUUAUGAAUAAUAACAGUUCUUACAGUCUUUAUGCUGUACAGAUUGCGAAAUUUGCCAUUCCUUUAACAAAACCUUGUAUCGUAUAUAUUCCAAAAGGUAUACCGUACAAAUUUUUAAAUGCAACAAAAGAGAACUUAAAUCUUUGUCGAAUAAGAUAUGUUUUAACUUGAUUCUUUUCUUUUAAAUAAUUUUAUGUAAUUUUAUCCGCUUCACUUCUGUCGUAUAUAUCUAUAUAUACACUUUUAUACCGAUUGUCAUUAUUUUGAUUUCUCUUGAAUAAAUAUAUUUAAAU
Messenger RNA from Schistosoma curassoni, 2267 nucleotides. The record is from the annotation of a GenBank genome assembly. Lineage: Eukaryota; Metazoa; Platyhelminthes; Trematoda; Strigeidida; Schistosomatidae.